AUGGUCAUCCCAUGGUACACAAGUAAGUCGCUCGAUACUGCAGGCAACCAAUUCGGACAGGACGUGAGGGGUUACCUGAACGAAUCUGCUGGAAACACACAGUUCAGCGCCUAUAUCAACUUUGCUCAUGGUGACGAGGCCUUGAGCAGCAUCUCUGGCAAGAGCCUGCCCAAGCUCAAGCAGCUCAGGCACAAAUAUGACCCACUCAAGCGCUUUAACCAAUGGUUCGCUCUUUGA
Messenger RNA from Pestalotiopsis fici W106-1, 237 nucleotides. RefSeq lists its product as uncharacterized. The transcript has 2 exons. The record is from RefSeq and is a predicted model, not a curated record. NCBI's taxonomy places the organism in Eukaryota, Fungi, Ascomycota, Sordariomycetes, Amphisphaeriales, Sporocadaceae. The coding region runs from base 1 to 237 and encodes 78 amino acids.